CUGCUCGCGUCCUCCGGGUGCCCAGCCCCGCGCGCUGAGGCUCCGGUCUAUAAAUAGCAGGUUACAGCUCCUGCUCGGCGCGCACACGCUCACACGCGAACGCAGGAAAGUCAGGCUAAAAGUGUCUGCUGCUGCCGCUGCCGCCCCCCACUCCGCCUCCGGGAGAGACCUGAACACAGGACUGCUGGGCCUGUGACAUCCAUGACGCGUAACAGUCAAGCUUGCAUUUAGUGGGUGCUCACUACCUGCCAGACUGUGUCCUCUCUACAAUUCUAUGAGAACUCAAAGAAAUGGUGUUACCUGGCAAUAGAUCUGCUGUCUUUUAUGAAAAAUCAGGCCAAGGAAUCAAGAUCUUCUGCUGAGUGAGACGGUAUAUGUUAGGUGGGUGCUCGAGGAUAACAUUGAAGUUUGGCGUUGUCAUUGGGUGGAGGAGCUGAUCCAAGAGCUCUGAAAGCAGCAAAGCAAUAAUCAAAAAGCAGAGCUGUUUGAGGAAUACAACAAUAAAGCAGAUACAAGAAAUUUCAGAGUGGGAUAUCAGGUCUUUAGUGUGAAGAUACAUCUAUAUUAAACCAGGAAUCAUUGGCACUGACAUUUCAGCACGAAAACUUGAAAGACUGAACAAUUGUGAAGGUUGAUCAUGGAAAUCAAAGAGGAAGGAGCAUCAGAAGAAGGCCAGCACUUUCUUCCCACACCGGCAAAUGAUACGGGGGACUUUCAGUUCACAAGUAUUCAGAAGACUCCAAAUGAACCACAGUUGGAAUUCAUCCUUGCAUGCAAGGAUCUUGUGGCUCCCGUCCGUGAUCGGAAGCUGAAUACUCUGGUGCAGAUCUCAGUAAUCCACCCCGCGGAGCAGAGUCUGACAAGAUACUCGAGCACGGAAAUUGUGGAGGGAACAAGAGACCCACUGUUUCUGACUGGUGUCACAUUCCCAUCUGACUAUCCCAUCUAUGAGGAGACCAAAAUAAAGCUAACAGUCUAUGAUGUCAAGGAUAAGUCUCAAGACACUGUUCGAACCAGUGUCCUCCUUGAACAUAAGGAUCCCCUGCCAGAGGUUGGGCGAAGUUUCCUGGGCUAUGCCAGUUUUAAAGUGGGGGAGCUGUUGAAGUCAAAGGAGCAGCUGCUAGCCCUGAGCCUGAGAACUUCAGAUGGUGGCAAAGUUGUUGGCACCAUAGAAGUCAGUCUCGUGAAGAUGGGGGAGAUUGAGGAUGGGGAAGCCGACCACAUCACGACAGAUGUGCAGGGACAAAAGUGUGCACUGGUAUGUGAAUGUACAGCCCCAGAAAGUGUGAGCGGAAAAGAUAACUUACCUUUUUUGAAUGCAGUGUUGAAGAACCCAGUGUGUAAAUUAUAUAGAUUUCCCACAUCUGACAAUAAGUGGAUGCGAAUCCGCGAGCAGAUGUCAGAGAGCAUACUUUCUUUUCAUAUUCCUAAGGAAUUGAUCUCUCUUCACAUAAAAGAAGAUUUGUGUAGAAACCAGGAGCUAAAAGAACUUGGUGAGCUUUCUCCCCACUGGGACAAUCUACGGAAAAAUGUCCUUACUCACUGUGAUCAAAUGGUGAAUAUGUACCAAGGAAUUCUGAAAGAACUUAGCAAGGAAACAGGGUCCUCUUUCAAAUCCAGCAGCAGCAAAGGAGAGAGAACAUUGGAAUUUGUUCCAGUAAAUCUACAUCUGCAAAGAAUGCACGUACACAGCCCUCACUUGAAAGAUGCUCUCUACGAUGUCAUCACUGUGGGAGCCCCAGCUGCCCAUUUUCAGGGAUUUAAGAAUGGUGGUCUUCGGAAACUACUCCAUAGAUUUGAAAUGGAAAGAAGAAAUACUGAGUACCAGUUUAUUUACUAUUCACCUGAAAACACAGCCAAAGCAAAAGAAGUUCUCAGCAACAUCAAUCAGCUACAGCCUCUGAUAGCAACCUAUGCAGACCUACUGCUUAAUUCUGCAAGCCAGCAUUCUCCAGACAGCUUGAAGAAUUCUUUAAAGAUGCUUUCAGAAAAAACAGAGCUUUUUGUACAUGCCUUCAAGGAUCAGCUGGUCAGAAGUGCUCUUUUAGCGCUUUACACUGCCCGGCCAGGAGGCAUCCUUAAGAAACCACCCUCCCCUAAGAACAGCACAGAGGAGAGCAGUCCCCAGGACCCACCCCCACCGAUGAAGAGGCAGGACUCCAUACCUCAUCAUUCAGACUAUGAUGAGGAAGAGUGGGAUAGGGUGUGGGCCAAUGUGGGGAAGAGCCUGAACUGCAUUAUUGCCAUGGUGGAUAAACUGAUUGAAAGAGAUGGUGGCAGUGGCGGCAGCAGCAGCAGCAAAAAUGAAGAAAAGGACCCGUCUCUAGUGGACUCCAUCAUAACUCAUCCAAGGGAGGACUGGUAUGAACAGUUGUAUCCCCUCAUCCUUACCCUGAAGGACUGCAUGGGAGAAGUGGUGAACCGAGCCAAGCAGUCCCUGACGUUUGUGCUCCUUCAGGAACUUGCGUACAGCUUGCCCCAGUGUUUGAUGCUGACUCUGAGAAGAGACAUUGUCUUCAGCCAAGCGCUUGCUGGAUUGGUUUGUGGUUUUAUCAUCAAAUUACACACAAGUUUACAUGAUCCUGGCUUCCUACAGCAGCUUCACACAGUGGGACUAGUAGUGCAAUAUGAAGGACUGCUAAGUACAUACAGUGAUGAGAUUGGAAUGCUGGAGGACAUGGCCGUUGGCAUUUCAGAUUUGAAGAAAGUCACAUUUAAAAUAACUGAAGCCAAAUCCAAUGAUGUCUUGCCAGUUAUAACAGGAAGGCGUGAACAUUAUGUGGUGGAGGUAAAGCUUCCAGCGAGAAUGUUUGAGUCUCUGCCUCUCCAGAUUAAAGAAGGACAAUUGCUUCAUGUGUAUCCGGUACUUUUUAACGUUGGAAUCAAUGAGCAGCAAACUCUCGCUGAGAGAUUUGGAGAUGUCUCUUUGCAAGAAAGUAUUAAUCAGGAAAAUUUUGAACUUCUCAAAGAAUAUUACACGAUAUUUAUGGAAAAGAUGCCUCCUGAUUACAUUUCACAUUUUCAAGAACAAAAUGAUUUAAAAGGAUUACUAGAAAAUCUCCAUCAAAAUAUCCAAGCCAAAAAAAGAAAGAAUGUAGAAAUCAUGUGGCUGGCUGCAACAAUUUGUCGCAAACUAAAUGGUAUCCGUUUCACCUGUUGUAAAAGUGCCAAAGACAGGACGUCGAUGUCAGUGACGCUUGAACAGUGCUCAAUCUUGAGGGACGAGCACCAGUUGCACAAGGACUUCUUUAUCCGAGCACUGGAUUGCAUGAGAAGAGAAGGAUGCCGCAUAGAGAAUGUACUGAAGAAUAUCAAAUGCAGAAAGUAUGCUUUCAACAUGCUACAGCUGAUGGCUUUCCCCAAGUACUACAGACCUCCAGAGGGGACUUACGGAAAAGCUGACACCUAAGUUUACCAACAUGUAAAUAAACAGGAACACAAAUACGCUCCAGUUGGAUAAUCUCCACCUUUUUAUUUUUUUUUACUGUCAUAAAUUUGUGGAGGGAGGUGAUCAGGAAUGUGUGCCCCAAUCUAGAAAUUACUGAAUUAGUUAUCAGUAUAUUUUUCUGAAAGAAACCCAUUUAAAAUAAUUCUAAAAUAAUACUGUGUUUCUAGUUCUAAGCUUCUCUGUAUGGACCCCCGCUGGUUGAGAUCAGCUCAGAAAGUGUAAAUUUCAUUCAUUAAGUAUUUUAAGGAAAGACAUCCUGAGAAAACACAGGUUGCUACAAGAGGACUAGAGGUGAUUCAGAGAGUGACACUCUCCCUCCGAAAUGAAGAUAGGAGAGUGUAAAGGGCAGAGAGACUUGGAGAUAUUAUUUCACAGCCUUUCUCACACAUAACCUUAGAGCCCAUCUGUGGGAUUUAAAAAGUAUUUUUCUAGUGGACUGAAAUUAGGUAGAGUUAACUCAUGAUCUUGACUAUGGAACGAUUUACAAGUGUGCUUGUAAAGACUUGUGUCAUCCAACAGAGGUGUAACUUCUCCUCCUAAACAGGCAGAUGAACAGUAAAGUUACUUUUCAAAAACAUGGUAUCUUUUCAAAACUCUGACUUGGGUUGUAUGGCCCAGUUGUAGAAGUGGCAAUAGAAAAAGUUGAAUGGUAUAAUAGGCAAAACAUUGCGAGGGACUGAAACUGCAAGGAAAUUAAAGAUGAUCAGCCUGUUGAUGCCCAGGAUAAAAAUUCUAUCAGUCUGAACUUUAUGUAGUCAAGUUCAUGAAAGUCAGUAAAAUAGCUUUGAGAUGUUUUCUAUCAGUCAUCUUGGCACAGAAUAUAGAGAGUGUAAGUAUGCAUUGUCUGGUGUAGAUUAGUGUAUGUGAAGAAACAUUUUAAAACAUGUGCAACCACAACUAAUGAUAAACCAAAACAGUUACUUCUGUUAACCUGAAUUUCCAGUUUGUCCUUACUCAAUAAAAUAACCCCAUAAGCUUUCUAAAAUUCCAGAUUAGAGGUUAACUUAGGCAUCAUCUUGUAUAACACCAUUAUAAAUGGGUAAAUAAGGCACAAAGGAAAAUAUGCCCCUAACCUCCCAGCGAGAUAAUUUUAGAAUUGUGGUUACAAUCUCUUCUUACCUUCCCUGUCUGUGGCUUGACUCUUCUCCAUAUUGCCAUGCUAAAUAUACAUGAAAAUUAGGGGAGAAUGCUAGUUAAUUAGAUAGAAAUUGGCAUUUAUUGCUGGAAUUGAAGCUUAGAGUACAAAGGUGUGAACAAAUGAAAUUUAUUUUCUCAAAAUUUUAAGAAUUUACUCUUUCUUCUUUCUCAUUAGAGGAGCAUGCCAUCUAGAGCAUAAUUUUCCUUGGAAAUGCCAGAGGCUUAUUUCAUAGACAUCCCUUACCUAUGGCCACGUUCAACAGAUGAUAUUAUGGGGCUUUCCAUAGCUAAUAUGAUAGCUCCUUGACUAAGAUGCCUUUUGAAAUUAGGGUUCCAAACAGAUCUCUAGGCUUGUGUUGGGUGUUUCAAAUUAUUACAAAUUUUAGAUAACCCUUUGGGGCUUUUAAUACUAAAAUUAUCAAUCUAUUAUUUCAGCAAAUGACUUGUGGGCAUUAUACUCAAGGCAAUUGCCAAACAAUUUACAACCUUUUUAAUAAAAAGAUGCUGUGUAUUGUGGAUCUACUUAUGGACAAAGUUAUCUUAGUGUUCUCCUUUAUACCUCAUUCUCCAUUUCAAUGAUUAAAUAUAAUCUUUGAAUUGUUCAAUUUCAUUUGAAAAUGGUAGGAUUUGUGGUUAUUUUCGUUAUCCCAUUGGAUUUAAGGUAAAGAGGCUGGGAUGACACAGGUUUUCUUGAAUAACUAUGAAGCCUCGUUCAGUAUAUCAAAUGGUAAUCUGAGUUCCAAGAGACCUUAAGUGAUUUAUCAUCCUGCAAAUACUCUUAUAAACAAUAAUUUUUAUUUGUAUUUUUAGAAAUGAAAGCUCUUGACUUAAAUAUGGAAAAAAUAUUUAUUAACUAAAAAGCUAACGAUAACGUUUUCUAUUUUUGGAAGACAUUUCAAAGCCUUUUUUCUUUUUUAGUAAGUGCUAAUAUAAACGUCCAAUAGAAUAGAACUUACUCUAAUACAAAUGCAUACAAGUUUUUAUUUAUUAUUGACAUAGUCAUCUGCAUUUCCCUAUAGGAAGCCUCUAUUUGUGCAUGCUUUUAAAAGUGGAUUUCAUCAGGGCCAGCCCAGUGGUACGGUGGUUAAAUUGAUGUGCUCUGCUUCGGAGGCCCAGGGUUUGCAGGUCCAGAUCCUGAGCACAGACGUUGCACCGCUCGUCAAGCCAC
Equus quagga is the source of this 5753-nucleotide messenger RNA. It is a transcript of the gene INPP4B, whose product is annotated as inositol polyphosphate-4-phosphatase type II B. Lineage: Eukaryota; Metazoa; Chordata; Mammalia; Perissodactyla; Equidae. Gene Ontology annotation, cellular component: cytoplasm. Gene Ontology annotation, molecular function: phosphatidylinositol-3,4-bisphosphate 4-phosphatase activity. The transcript has 29 exons. The coding region runs from base 638 to 3409 and encodes 923 amino acids. The record is from RefSeq and is a predicted model, not a curated record.